AUCAGUCGUACAGUUAGAGUGUUUAUUAGACGAAUAAAGUCCGGGCGAUAUAUAAUAGUUCAGAUUUUUUGUGAAAACUUAUUUCAGUUCCCAAUCAUGUUUGGCACAAUUUAUAUGUUACAAGGGUCUUGCAAGUGCUCUUUCGUAGUAUUCGCUACCUUAGUGAGUACUCUCAUAACUCCGUUGACUAUACAAGUUCCGUAUUUGGGAAGUAAAAAUUGGAUUGGAAAUUAGUCAGAAAAAUUCAGUUGGAAAAGAUUUAUCAAAGUGAUAUUUGGGAUCAAGAGUUCAAACGUAAACCCCUU
Messenger RNA from Caenorhabditis elegans, 305 nucleotides. The record is from the annotation of a RefSeq genome assembly. NCBI's taxonomy places the organism in Eukaryota, Metazoa, Nematoda, Chromadorea, Rhabditida, Rhabditidae.